AUGACCUUACACAACAUCUGCUGGCUCCGGCGGAAUCCGGAGCUGGCUCGGUUUUUAUGGUGUUUGGAGUGCGGUGAAUGGACCUACGGGAUCACUGGUAGAGGGCAGCGAGUGGGAGCGAAGGGGGGGGGGGGGGGGUGGGGGGGGGGCAGUGUGGGGGGGGCUGACGGAGACGAGCUAAUGACAGUUCAUAUGGUUACAUCAGAAACAGGCUGUGCAAACUCAGGACGCAGUUUCCAUCGUCGCUGCACGUUUGACCACCUGCGGACGACCAGGGGGGGCACGGGGGGCAGGAGGGGGUGUCGGGGGGGUGGGGGGUCAUGA
This is a messenger RNA of Knipowitschia caucasica, 324 nucleotides long. Lineage: Eukaryota; Metazoa; Chordata; Actinopteri; Gobiiformes; Gobiidae. The record is from the annotation of a GenBank genome assembly.